GGAAGGCAUCAGUUGUGCAAGAGAAGGUCGCUAAACCACGAUGAUCGGAAGACUGGCUGCUUUCAUUCUUCUCAGUACAUUGUGCUUGUCUCAAACUACAAACGUUCCUCACCAGAUCGCUUUGACUGUGGCUGAACUGGGUGAUAAUUUGACUCUGACAUGUCCGGUCCCUAAUGAUAACAGUGGGUUCUUUUACUGGUAUAAGCUGAAGUUUGGAUAUAUGGUCCAAACUGUUGCAGGAGGAACUCUUCCUAAAAUAUCGCUUCAAGGACAAUUUAACAACGCGAGAUUCACACUGACAAAGAUGAACGAUAUGUAUGUUCUUAACAUCCUAAAUGUUAGCAAAGGAGACGAAGCGACAUACUUCUGUCAAGGAGGAACAGUAUAUGUACUGGAAUUUAUGAACGGCACCGUUUUGGCUGUGAAUGAUCAUAAAAAUCAGCAGAAGUCGGUCUACGUGAAGCAAAGUCCGGAGACCGAGUCGGUCCAGCCGGGCGGCUCAAUGACUCUCCAGUGUUCAGUUCUCUCCAGGGACAAAGAAAACAGAGUCCAGUGUCCAGGUGAACACAGCGUGUACUGGUUCAGAUCUGCAUCAGGAGAAUCUCAGCCAAGCAUCAUUUACACUCACAGCAGCGAUGAAGAGGAGGAGAGGAGCUGCGUCUACAGUCUGUCCCAAACUGUACGAGACUCCUCUGAUACUGGGACUUACUACUGUGCUGUGGUCACAUGUGGACGGAUCCUGUUUGGUGAAGGAACUAAAGUGGACACAAGACAAGAGCUGUGCCCACUUGCCAUUGUUUUUGGGACCCUGCUGGCCUGCUGCGUGAUUGUGAUUGUUGCUCUAAUGACAAAUCAAAAGCCAAUUUGUGGACAUUGCAGAGGAGAACACGCUGAACGUGACAGAUCGGCUGAGGAUCAACCAAAUAACCUGGAUGGUGAAGAAGCACUGAACUAUGUAGCGCUGGAUUUCUCACGAAAGCGAGAGAGAUGGAUGAAUAGCAGGGAGUUACCACAGGAGUGCACGUACUCUGGCAUGAGAGACGGUCAAUGACGUGCUGUCCCCAAGAAGAAUGAACAUCUAAUGUGUACAGAUACUUCUCAUGCAGCUGUGAUUCCUGUUUGAAAUGAGAUGUCGAUGAUGAUUCUUUAGUAAUGUUACUGUUAAUAGCGUUAUCAGAAAUAUUAGGAGAGAGGAAGCACUUGUUUUGAGAUGGUGACUGGUUGAGCGAAGAAUAGAUAUUUAUAUUUAUUAUUUUUAAUAUUGUUUUAUCAUUAUCAUUCCCUGUCAAAUUGAUCUUGAAUAAUCACUCUGAAUUUCUGAAUGAAAUAUGAAUGUAAGACAAAUGUUCUUUAUAUUGUGAUUUACAUCAUUACAUGUACAUUUCUUCCA
This is a messenger RNA of Chelmon rostratus (copperband butterflyfish), 1390 nucleotides long. RefSeq lists its product as uncharacterized. Lineage: Eukaryota; Metazoa; Chordata; Actinopteri; Chaetodontiformes; Chaetodontidae. The record is from RefSeq and is a predicted model, not a curated record. The coding region runs from base 41 to 1051 and encodes 336 amino acids. The transcript is spliced from 6 exons. Gene Ontology annotation, biological process: response to bacterium.